Neltuma alba is the source of this 1071-nucleotide messenger RNA. RefSeq names its product anthocyanin regulatory C1 protein. The coding region runs from base 19 to 1050 and encodes 343 amino acids. NCBI's taxonomy places the organism in Eukaryota, Viridiplantae, Streptophyta, Magnoliopsida, Fabales, Fabaceae. The transcript is spliced from 4 exons. The record is from RefSeq and is a predicted model, not a curated record.
GAGAGAGAGAGAGAGAGAAUGGGAAGGAGGCCGUGUUGUGAUAAAGAAGGCGUAAACAGAGGAACCUGGUCUGUGAUGGAGGAUCAGAUCCUUGCCAACUUCAUUAAAGUCCACGGAGAAGGAAAAUGGAGGGACGUUCCAAGGCGAGCAGGGCUGAAUCGAUGUGGAAAGAGUUGCAGACUUCGAUGGAUGAACUAUCUUAGGCCAGAUAUCAAGAGAGGAAACUUUUCUGCAGAUGAAGAAGACCUCAUUAUCAGACUCCAUAAGCUCCUGGGCAACAGGUGGUCCUUAAUCGCGGGAAGAUUACCGGGACGAACAGACAAUGACAUCAAGAAUUUCUGGAACACCAAUUUGAGCAAGAGGGCCCAUUCGAUGGAUUAUUCCCACAACAACAAACCCUCAUCAGAUCCAAUAAUUAGAGCCACCAAAACUAUUCCGACCACGUCCCCCUCAACAGCCCCAACGUUAACAUCUGCUCAAUACACGAGAAACCCCCCCUUCAAUGCUUACUGUCCUGCAGAUUCUUCUUCCCACCUCAACCCUGUGAUUCGAGCAAAAGCAACCAGAUGCACCAAGAAAAUCAUCUUGCCCGAAUCCAAUGCGGCAGCAGAGUGGGAAACCCAGAAUAAUACGACUGCUUCUGCACUGGACACUGCACAAGAUCUUAUGAAUGGUUGCUUGUCUUCCUAUGGUUUCCUUGACGAUUUUGACGUUGAUGGCUUGCUCAUACCAGAGGUGCCACAAGUGCCUGAAAACAUUGAUGAUGACGAAGCAGCGAAUGAAUUUGAAUACUGUGACUGCGACAACCUUGGUGACAACAACGUUGGAGCUCAGGUCGGCGUGGUCGAUGAUUAUUCCAGAGGAGAUGAAGCCGAUCUUGCUCAGAAUUGGAUGGUAGGGCAAUUCUUUGAAUCUGCAGAUGAGGACAUGGAUUUCUCUUUUCUAAAUCUACUAAGUGAUGACUCAUUCAUGGACUCAGGUCCGUCAGGGUUCAGAUCAGAAUUUGCAUCAAUGUAUAGUCACGAGAAAGGUAGACACAGCAUAAUAUAGACUCGUCAUAUGUUAAAAGUG